CUCUGCAGAGGGGAGUUUUGUGCAUGUAUCAGGAGACUGGUGCUUAUUGUAGCAGAAUUGCAGUGCAGUCGACUGUACGGAACAAGGUAGCAUCCAUACUGUCUAUGAGGGUGGGGUCUGGCUGCACUGAGAGCUAAAAACACAGACAGACAGACAGAGGGAGAAAAAGGAAUAAGCACAGAAGAGGAGGGAGAGCUAACGCCAGAAGAGGAAUACAACAAGGGAUGAAAGGAGACACCCCUGUGAACAGCACCAUGAGUGUCGGCCAGGCAAGGAAGCUGGUGGAACAGCUGAAGAUUGAGGCCAGUUUUUGUCGAAUUAAGGUAUCCAAGGCAGCAGCAGACUUGAUGGCUUACUGUGAUGCCCAUGCCUGCGAAGACCCACUCAUCACACCUGUGCCCACCUCAGAGAACCCCUUCAGGGAGAAAAAAUUCUUCUGUGCCCUCCUCUGAGCAGGACGCAGAGAAUGGCAUCAGAGUCAUUUAGAUGAUUCUGAUUUGUGUACGUGCAUUACACAUAUAAACACAUUAAUUAACACAAAAUAUUACAAUGUGAGAGUUCUAAAUUUCUGGUUCCAAAAACCGUGGUUCCAGAAUUUCACCUUUGACAGUGGCCAAGGCUAAAUAUCCAUAACCUUGUUCGUGUGAGAACAUUUUGUGCUAUUUUCUGUGUUCUAUGAGAGACACUCAAUCUCUGUUUGGUAAGAUGUGCAUCAGAUAGAAAGCAGCAGUUAUAAAAUGUAUAUGGUAAACAGACACAUAUGCAAGCACAUGAUUUUUCUAUCCAAUGAAAAUAGGCGUUGGGGUUGAAUGUUUUCAUUAUUUUAACUUUUAUUAAACCUUUAAGUAACAUCCUUUGCUUUAUACUUUUUCCCUCACAUGGUAUACAAUUGUGAUUUAUAAAUUCUGUAUAUUUUGGGUUUUUUAAGCCUCCUUUAAAGUGGCUCUGUAUGCUUGUAAAUUUUGGCAAAGGACAAGUUUAACUUUUUGGACAUAUUAGCCAAGUAAGAUGCACAGACCUACACAUAACACUUCAAAACAAAACAAAAACAAAAUCUGAAUAAUGGAAACAGCUAUUGGCUAUCAACAAAGCAACAUGCUGUAUAGAUUUCAGUUCAGUAUCCAUACACUCAUAUGAACAGUAUCAGAUGAGUGUUACCCAAGAGUUCACCUGUUAAAGAGGCCAAGCAACAAGAAUCUGUAAUCACUAAAUCUUGAUGUGAUCCAGUCUGGGUUUACAAAAAUAUUAGACAGAAUCAAAUUAAAAAUAUAGUGUUACCAAGACUG
Electrophorus electricus (electric eel) is the source of this 1286-nucleotide messenger RNA. It is a transcript of the gene gng3, whose product is annotated as guanine nucleotide binding protein (G protein), gamma 3. Lineage: Eukaryota; Metazoa; Chordata; Actinopteri; Gymnotiformes; Gymnotidae. Gene Ontology annotation, molecular function: G-protein beta-subunit binding. Gene Ontology annotation, cellular component: heterotrimeric G-protein complex. Gene Ontology annotation, biological process: G protein-coupled receptor signaling pathway. The record is from RefSeq and is a predicted model, not a curated record.